AUGUCUAUUCGUCUUAUAUUUACCAACAAUUCGGUCAAGAACACGACCUUGGGCUGCGAUAGCCUUGGGAUCCACUACGAAGUCUCCAAGUCCAAGGAUGAUGGCAUCGUUUCUGUCGCGCGCUGGGACUGGCAUACCGACCAGAGCGUUACCAUUGGUCAAUUCCGUCUCCCAUUAUUCAGCAAGGACCAAAUCAAGCUGGCUAGGGAUACUAAACUAUACACGCAAUAUAGUAGCAGGUCAUUCGAGGCUGAUAAUGGAGCCGUUUAUAGAUGGAAGCUAAAGAGGGAGGGUAUCAAUGCGAACCAUGUUCUGUACUAUGAUGACGAAAUGGAUGGAUCCGAUCCACUUGUCAAGUAUUGUCGGCAUUAUAGAACCUCGAAUGAGCCUUCCUAUUUGGAGAUACUUGAUUCCUCUGUGAUGGACUCCUUGGAUCUCAUUGUUGUCACAUUCCUGAUUAUGGAGAAGAAGAAACGCGACAGAGACAAGUCUAGUGGUGGUAAUUAA
Acaulospora colombiana is the source of this 507-nucleotide messenger RNA. The record is from the annotation of a GenBank genome assembly. NCBI's taxonomy places the organism in Eukaryota, Fungi, Glomeromycota, Glomeromycetes, Diversisporales, Acaulosporaceae.